CGACGGCUUCACAAUGGCGGGCACUCAUCCUCUAAACCCGUAGCUUCUAAAAUACAUGUACAAUGAGGGCGUCAAGCUCAGCCUUGUCGAGCAAUGCUCUUGUGAUCGGCUCUGCCCUUGUUGCCACGGGUGUAACACUGCUGAGCUUGAAGGUAUUUCGGACAAGGCAAUGGCGAUCGAAGCGCCGACAGCAAGUGGUUGGCGUGGAAGAAGAUGACGUGGAAGAGGUCGCUGCCUUGUCUAUUUUACAAUGGAUUCUGGCUAAGAACCAAUUCGAUGGUACCGAUCAAACUGUCUGUUGUGUAAUAUUGGAGUCAGGUAGUUGUCCAUCCGAAGAGCAAGUCCAAAAGACAGUCAGUCUGUUGAAGAAGCGACACUCUCCCUUGCGAGCAGUCUUGGCUGCCAAAGAGGAAAAUCAAGAAGUUGUCUUGGUGGUCCCCAAAUCGGCCUCUUCCUCAGGGAUGGUCGAUGUGUCCCGAAACAAGAAUUGGCGAGAUGAGGUUCACGAGCAGUUGAACUGUUUACAGUUUCCCAGGCCAACCUCUAGUCUGCCCACUAUUCCCUUGUGGAAGGUAGUUCUCGUGGACAACACUGAUGCUGGCCAUGAUGAGCAUGGUGAUUCUGCAAUUGUGUUUGCAUUGAACCAUGUUCAGUUUGAUGGUACCUCUCGAAACCGUUUUCUGGGGGCAUUUUUUGAUGCUCUAGGCGAAGUCAGUGAUGGUGCAAUAAAUGACCAUGAACCAGUUCCAUACAAUCUACAGACUCUUACUCGAGAGACACCUUCAAUGGCUUGGUCUACAUUUUUCGUUGCCCUGCGGCGACAUGUUCAUGAUUCUAUUCGACUGCGGCAUAAAACAUUUGAAUUUCCCUUGGAGGAUGCUCCAGGGAUCAAAGAUCCACAAAUUAUACCAGAAACCAAGUGGAUUACCUCGUUGCUUUCUCAAGAAGAAACAACCCGCAUCAUCCAGCAAUCGAAGCAAGAAGGCACAACCGUUCAUGGUGCCGUUUCAGCAGCACUGUAUCGUGCACUGGAUUUGAUUGCGCGGGAGAAGACGGGCAAUCAAACCGAUGACUACUCGUUUUCGAUGAUGCACAUGAUUUCUCUCUGGGGUACCAUAAAGGAGUUCAUUCCUGCAGAGGCAGUGGCAGGCUGCUUCAUUGGAGUCAAGGGCGUGAGAAUGACGACCACAGCACAACCUCAAAACAUGUGGGACAUGGCUCGUGGCAUCAAGGCUCAAUUGCAAGGGUAUUUGCCAUGGAACUUGAAGCACUACGUAGUCUAUAUGCUGGUGAUGAAAUUCCUCAAAACAACGUACAUGGUGUCUCCAGCACCACCGGCGUUUAAAAGACUUCGCUGUGAACGGUUCAAUUAUGGCGUUUCCAAUAAUGGGUUGCAGUUCUAUGGCAACUACAGCAAGGGUGUGAUCAAACAUGUCUUUAACAAUGUGACGCGACAUUCAGCACCUGAUUGUAUGGGAGAGCUCAAUCUUUGCACGGUCCAUGGAAGUAUGAAUCUCACUUUUGCCUAUUACACUCAUAUCUGGUCGGAGCAGACCGCACUGGCCUUUGUGAAUCAUUUCAAGCAGCAACUACUGCAAAUGUGUGGGUUGUGAGAUUUGUUUCCUUUCCAAUCGGUAAAUGAAGCACUGCAAAUAAACCAGUUUGAAGGAUAGACUUUUGGCAGAUACCGAGAUACUUCUAGGCACGGCAGUAGCAAUGGUAACUUAUCCCCACUCCCGCACCUAAUCUUACCAUACACAGGUACCACACCUGGUCCAUCUGGAGGCGAGACGUCGACCAACGCCUGGAUCAAACCUUUUCCAAAUCCAGCUGCACCAGAACUAGACCAACGUCACCAAAGCUGCUGGCCUUGCCAGUGCAGCCUGACCCCAGACCUGAGACUAGACUCUAUGUGAUGGAGAACGUUGAAUGCUGUGUAGACUAAAGCUAAAACCCCUUUGCCUCUCGGCUUCA
This is a messenger RNA of Seminavis robusta, 1974 nucleotides long. The record is from the annotation of a GenBank genome assembly. NCBI's taxonomy places the organism in Eukaryota, Bacillariophyta, Bacillariophyceae, Naviculales, Naviculaceae.